Molecule: messenger RNA, 6126 nt
Organism: Carassius auratus (goldfish)
Lineage: Eukaryota; Metazoa; Chordata; Actinopteri; Cypriniformes; Cyprinidae
Product: trichohyalin
Exons: 13
Coding region: 199-5493 (1764 amino acids)
Biological process (GO): positive regulation of axon extension; neuron projection morphogenesis; regulation of actin filament polymerization
Cellular component (GO): postsynaptic membrane; postsynaptic density; lamellipodium
Molecular function (GO): actin filament binding
Source: RefSeq, a predicted model, not a curated record
CGCAGGAGUGGCUUAUGGUUUUUUCUAAGCUUCCUUUUGAGUUUGCAUACAAUUGUCAAAUGCUGGCUAUUUUAAUCUUUGAGCAGGACAUAUAGCUCCUGCCAUAACGAGAUCUGCUGUAUGACUGCAUGUUAUUAUAGUCACGUUUGUUCUGCACUUAAGGUCUGGAUAUUAUAGGCUCCCUUCUAAAGUAACAUCAUGAAAUCUAUGAGGGAAGUUGAUCUGGAUACAUACAAUUUGUCUUUACUUACGGCAAAAGAAGACAUCCUGAAUCCACGCUCGUCAACAAACUGGGCUUUAUUUACCUAUGAUGGAAUAAUGAACAGACUCAAACUGGCUGAUUCUGGAGUAGGUGGAUUGAAAGAGCUGACGGCUAAACUUCACCCUAGACUGCCGCUUUAUGGGAUGUGUAGGGUGGGCAAAGCUCAACCCCGCAUCGCUAUGAUAUUAUGGGUAGGAAAUGAAGUGGAUGAGUGCCGCAGAGCUGAGUGUGCCAGUCAUUUACCUGCAAUCAGGGCCUUCUUUAAGGAAGUUCACAUCUUUCUUCCUGCCCACACUCUGGAAGAAAUCACAGAGGAGAGGAUCUGUACGCUGGCCUAUAAUGCUGCAGUGGUGACGCAGGGGCCGAGAGGGAGACCUGGCCGCCGGACAGGAGACAGUCAGGCCACUGUGGGCACUAAUUACAAGCGAACAAUCGCAGCUGCAGAGAUCCAGAGAAUUCAGAGAGAUUCUUUUUGGGCCCAAGCGGAGAGAGAAGAGGAGGAAAGGAAAAAGGAGGAACAGCGGAGGGCAGCAGAGGACAAGAGGCAGAGAGAGAAAGAACGAAUGCUUCAGGAGAGGAGAGAUGCAAUAGAGAGAGAGAGGAGGAUGAAUGAAAAAGAACAGAAAAUAAACGAGCAGAGGAGAAUAAAGGCGCAAAUGGAGGCAGAGGCCAAGAAACGUGAGAAAAUAAAAUGGGAGCACGAGGAAAGGGAGCGUGAAGAAGAGGAAAUCAGAGCUAGAUAUUCAAAAUCUCAAUCAGUGGAAAAAGCUGCGGAGGCAGCAGCUCUGGUGUCUCAGCGUACUGUAAACCCCAGAGAGUUUUUCAGACAACUGUCCUUCCCAUGUGUGCCCACAGCCUCCAGUCCCAGCUCCACAUCUCCAGUCAGUAGUCCCUACAGACGACUGCAUCGCAGUCAGACGGACAGUAUCUUCAGUUUCAAUGAAUCACCUUCAUCUAGACCUACAUCUCCAUACAGGUCAUCAGUGAUUUCACCUUACUUUCUGUCGAAUCCCACAUCCCGGAGCCCAAUCCUUUUCACUAGCACUAUGGCUUCCUCACUUCAGAAUGGUGCAAUGGAAUCUACCAAAAGCCAGUUUCAGCUAUCUUCACCAAAGAUGAUGGAGCCACGGCUCCAAACUCAACUAUCACCUACAACCAAUGCAACUGAAUCUGAUAUACUAGAUAGUCUGGUCUUUUAUCCACCUCCACCAACCCCUGAACAGCUCCAACCAGAUGAAUCCCAGAUAGUGGAUGAGUUUCCUCCACCUCCCCCUGGUUUUGAGAAUUCACCUGAACUAUCUGUGAAGCUGCCGGAGACUCUUGAUGUCCCCUUAGACCCUCUUCUUCCUCCAUCGUGUGUUUUGGUACCUGAGCCACCCACCAAGCCACUUCCUGCUCUGCCCGUUGAUCCACGAAUGCUGAAAGACCUGGAAGCGGAGAAGGAUUUUACUGCUCGGGCAUUGGUUAUAUCUACGGUGGAGGAGGAGGAGGAUGAAGGGAAUGGAGAAGAAGAUAUGAAAUAUGAGGGGAAAGAUGUGACUGAAGAAGAAGGGAAGGGAGGUGGAGUUGAAACUGGAGAGAAGAAGAACAGAGGACAAGAGGAACAUGAUGGGAAGACUUCGGAAAAACAUGAAAAUGAAAAAGAAUCAAAUGGUAAAAUGACGGAGAGAUAUGAGAGUGGAAAAGAUGGGAAGAUGUUGGAAGAAUGUAAGGGCGAAGGAAAACAACAUGGAGACAUUACUGAAGAACAUGAGAGUGAAGAAGAUAAAAGUGUGCAAGAAUUUGAUAGUGGGAAAAUUAUGGAGGAACAAGAGAGUGAAAAAAUAAGGUUAGAAUGUGUGCUAGAAAAAGAGAAGGAUAGGGAAAUUACAGAAAAGCAUGAGGAAGAUCGAAAAUAUUUGGAAGAACAGGAAAAUGAAAAAAACAUGGAAGAAUAUAAGCAAGAUGGGAAUGUUGUGGAAGCAUUCAACAGUAAAAAGGAACAAGACAAGAAAAACAUGGAAGUAUUUGUGACUGAAAAAACACAACAUGAAAAAAUGAUUGAAGAAUGUGAGCUAGAUGGAAAAACUGUAGAAAAAUGUGAGGAAGAACAUAAGAGUGAAGUUGGGGAAAUUAUGAAAGAACAAGAAGUUGACAAAUUCCAAGAUGACAACAUCACGGAAGAACAUGAAAGUCAAAAGCAAUUUAAAGAGGAAGCUGGGAAAACUGUAGAAAAAUGUGAAGAAGAAUAUAAGAGUGCAAAAGAAAGUGAUGGAAAAAUGAUGGAAGAACAUGGAAGCAAAGAAAAACGAGAUGGGAAAAUGAUGGAUGCAUUUGACAGGGAUAAAGAACAAGAUGGGAACAUCACGGAAGAACAUGAAAGUGAAAGGCAAGAAAACAAGGAUGAAACUGUAGAAAAAUGUGAAGAAGAAUGUAAGAGUGCAAAAGAAAUUGAUGAAAAAAUGAUGGAAGAACAUGGAAGCAAAGAAAAACGAGAUGAGAAAAAUAAGGAUGCAUUUGACAGGGAUAAAGAACAAGAUGGGAACAUCACGGAAGAACACGAACGUGAAAGGCAAGAAAACGAGGAUGAAACUGUAGAAAAAUGUGAAGAAGACUAUAAGUGCGCAAAAGAAAUUGAUGAAAAAAUGAUGGAAGAACAUGGAAGCAAAGAAAAACGAGAUGAGAAAAAUAAGGAUGCAUUUGACAGGGAUAAAGAACAAGAUGGGAACAUCACGGAAGAACAUGAAUGUGAAAGGCAAGAAAAUGAGGAAGAUGGGAAAACUGUAGAAAAAUGUGAAGAAGAAUUUAAGAGUGCAAAAGAAAUUGAUGGAAAAAUGAUGGAAGAACAUGGAAGCAAAGAAAAACGAGAUGGGAAAAUUAUGGAUGCAUUUGACAGUGAUAAAGAGCAAGUUGGGAACAUCACGGAAGAACAUGAAAGUGAAAGGCAAGAAAAUGAGGAAGAUGGGAAAACUGUAGAAAAAUGUGAAGAAGAAUAUAAGAGUGCAAAAGAAAUUGAUGGAAAAAUGAUGGAAGAAGAUGGAAGCAAAGAAAAACGAGAUGGGAAAAUGAUGGAUGCAUUUGACAGGGAUAAAGAACAAGAUGGGAACAUCACGGAAGAACAUGAAAGUGAAAGGCAAGAAAACAAGGAUGAAACUGUAGAAAAAUGUGAAGAAGUAUGUAAGAGUGCAAAAGAAUUUGAUGAAAUAAUGAUGGAAGAACAUGGAAGCAAAGAAAAACGAGAUGGGAAAAUUAUGGAUUCAUUUGACAGGGAUAAAGAACAAGAUGGGAACAUCACGGAAGAACAUGAAAGUGAAAGGCAAGAAAACAAGGAUGAAACUGUAGAAAAAUGUGAAGAAGUAUGUAAGAGUGCAAAAGAAUUUGAUGAAAUAAUGAUGGAAGAACAUGGAAGCAAAGAAAAACGAGAUGGGAAAAUUAUGGAUUCAUUUGACAGGGAUAAAGAACAAGAUGGGAACAUCACGGAAGAACAUGAAAGUGAAAGGCAAGAAAAUGAGGAAGAUGGAAAAACUGUAGAAAAAUGUGAGGAAGAAUAUAAGAAUGCAAAAGAAAUUGAUGGAAAAAUGAUGGAAGAACAUGGAAGCAAAGAAAACCGGGAUGGGAAAAUUAUGGAUGCAUUUGACAGGGAUAAAGAACAAGAUGUGACAAGGAUGGAAGAAUGUGGGCAAGAAAAUGAGCAAGAUGGAAAAACUGUAGAACAACAUAGUACAAAUCUGGAAGAACAUGAAAGUGAAAAUGAGGGUUGGAAAGUUGUGGAAGUGUUUGAGACUGAAAAAAUACAAUAUGUGAAAAUGAUGGAAGAAUGUGGACAAGAAAACAAGCAAGAUGGGAAAACUGUAGAAAAACAUGAACAUGGGAAAAGUUUGGCAGAACACGAAAACGAAAAUCAACAGAAUUACAAAAUGAUAGAAGACUUGGGGAUUGAAAAAAUACAUGAUGGAGAGUUCGUAGAAGAACGUGAAGGUGAAAAAGAAGAUUGGAAAGUGGUGGAAGUAUCUGAGACUGAAAGACUACAACAAGUGAAAAUUAUGAAAGCAUGUGAGCAAGAAGGAAUAAAUGUAGAAGAACAUGAGACUGAAAAAGAGGAUGAUGGUGAAAUCCAAGAUAGUAGAAGGUUGGACGAACAGGAUUGGAAAAUUACAGAAAUGUUUAAGAGCGAAAAGGGGCAAGAUGAAAGACAUGAAAAUGGGAAAGAACAAGAGGGUGAAAAAGAACAGGACUGGAAAAUGACAGAAAAUUGUGAGAGUGAUAAAAUACAAUAUGGUAACAUCACAGAGGAAAAUGAAAAUGAAAACAAACAAGAUGGGAUGAUUGAAAACCAACAGGACAUACAGAGCCAAGAUAAGGAAGGAAUGUCACAUGUGGAUGUAGAUAAAGCAGUGAACGUGACUGUGCUCAGGAAGGAGGAAUCAUACACAGAGAUUAUAAAGAGGGAUGGGACAACAGAAGUAGGUUUCGAAAAUGAGAAGGAACCUUUAAUCCAGAAAGAGGAGACUGACACAGUCUUUUCCCAGCAUGCAACACUUUACCCAGAAUCGCCAUCUCCAAUCAAUGACGCAUGUAUUCCUGAAAGUAUUUCAACCACUCAAGAUAAAAACGAGCUACAGAUGUGCUCAACUCAUACCUCAUCCCAAAUAAACUUACCAACCAUCCAGGUCGAGUCAGAUCUUUCUAGUUUGAGCAAUCAAAGCGAUUCAGACAUAAAAGAGAAUACUGAAUCUAUUGACUCUCAAGUUUCCUCAGAGAUCUCCAAGAACAGCCCAGAUGCCACAUCAGCAGAACAGACUCCUGCAGUGCAGGAUGAACAACAGACAGAUGCAGAAAUGCUUCAAGAGGAUGAGAUUGUGGACGGCAGCAAUGAUUCGGGUGAGGGGAUUGAUGCUGAGUCCAAGAGAUCACCUUUAUCUGAACAUCAAGCCAGGACUGGACAAUCAGAUGAUGGGGAGGGGCUUGUACCUGUCAGGCAUUUCCCUGAAGACACAGAUUCUGCUGCAGUGGACCUAAAAUAUUGUAUUACUCAUCAGCUGGAUCUGACCAAUGACAUUAGUGAUGUAGAAGUAGAGGAAGAGGCUAUAUCACUCCUAGCCAGUGCCACAGAUGCGGAGCAAAACUUAAAAUGCGAUUCUGACCCAGACCAAGUGAAUAAAGACAUUAAACAUGAAGGUCUGCAGAACUGCGAAAUCAUCGCAGAAACACCCAGCGACAGGAGGAAUGAUAACAGAGCCGAUGAAAAAUGAAGAACAUAAUUGGAGGCAUCAUGGGAACUCUGCAGCAAUCAUAGAGGAGCUCAUAUGGAGAAAUACGACCAAAGGAUGUUUCUCUUAACCAAUCACUGAAGGUCUUGCAGUGAUUUUCUUGAGUUAAUUCUCAUAUGUGCACAAUAAUGCCCGAUAUACUGUAUGUAAGUAGCACACAUUCGGGACUGUGUCCACAAAUGCACUCAAUAUACAAUGGGCUCCAAAUAUUUGAGACCACACUGAAAAUUGGAAACAUGUAUACGUUUAAAAAAACAUCUUAAGAAUAUAAAAGAGAAAAAUGUUAUUAUGUAAUAUAAAGAAGGUGAAUUCCUCAAUCAUGCUGGAGAACAAUCAUCAUGACACACCAAAUACUGAGACAUCCUAAACUCUUGUCCAUUUUUUCUAUUCAGCUUUUCACUUGUUAUAUUUAACCAAAAAUGCACUAUAUUAUAAAAGAAGUAUUUUCACAAGCAGACUCCGACUUUUGAACCCUACUGUUGGUUAUCUAUAGUUACAGAGCAUAUUUAUUAUUCAUUUUUCCUCUCAAGCAAAAUAAACUUGCUAGUAAUGUUGUUACUGUAUGGUUCUUACUUUCCAAUAAAGAUUUCUCUGCAACCAUCUGACAAAAUAGUA